Messenger RNA from Penaeus chinensis, 5955 nucleotides. Its product is annotated as smoothened homolog. Gene Ontology annotation, biological process: commissural neuron axon guidance; smoothened signaling pathway; central nervous system development. Gene Ontology annotation, molecular function: patched binding; transmembrane signaling receptor activity. The record is from RefSeq and is a predicted model, not a curated record. The transcript has 16 exons. The coding region runs from base 224 to 3367 and encodes 1047 amino acids. NCBI's taxonomy places the organism in Eukaryota, Metazoa, Arthropoda, Malacostraca, Decapoda, Penaeidae. Gene Ontology annotation, cellular component: dendrite; cilium; plasma membrane.
GAGGCGAUGUGGGUGGUCCGCUUUUCAGUCAAACAGUAAUGUGUUCAGGAAAUAACCAUGUGAAGUGUAAUGCUCCCAAGGAACGAUUGAUGGACACCUAAUGUUUCUAUGGAGCUCAAACAAGUGGAAUUGAUGAUGAUGACUACGACUCUCCUAAUAAAGAGUUCGUUUAUAACUAAUAUGAGGAAUCUGACCCGACUGAGGAUUAUUCUUUGGAAGGGCUAUGGGGAAUGCUCCACCACAUGUGUUAGUAGGAGUAUUGGUGCUUAUUACAGCUGUCAUUUUUCAAACAGCUGCCUCUGCCAUUACUCCUAACAAUAACACACUCACUGAUGUAUCAGAGACUGAAAUCACUACUGAGAGCCAAGGAAAAGGAAAUUCUAAAGAUGGAGUUUCAGAAACAGAUUCUUUGAUACGAAGUAGUGAAGCCAAGGUAAAUGUGCAGCCAACGGAUACCCCAGAUGAUACAUUUGUUGUGAAUGAGUGGGCUUCUGUUGACCCUUUUUCAUUCUCACCUGAAGGAGCCUUUCCAGCAAGCUUUAAUGACAGUCAGAAUGUUGAUCCUUGUAGACAAACAGCUCGUUGUGAACCACUGGAAGAAACGACCUGUCUUGGAGUGCGUCUACCCUAUAGACACACCUCCUUAGAUCUGACAGGGCUUCCAAGCCAACAGGUUGCUAGGGAACACUUGGAGUUUUGGUCUCGCCUGCGCAAUAUCCCAAGAUGUUGGGCUGUGGUCCAACCUCUCCUUUGUGCUGUAUUUUUCCCCCGGUGUGACAGAUCAUCAGUGCAAUUGCCUUCUCAGAAGAUGUGCGUAAUCACAAGAGGUCCUUGCCGGCUUGUGGAAGAAGAUUGGCCCCCCUAUUUAAGGUGCAAGGAAGAUUUUCCGCAUAAGUGUAAGAACAGCGCAAGGGAACUCAAGUUCAACACGACUGGCCACUGUGUUCCACCACUCGUUGCUACAGAAGAGGAAUCUUCUUGGUAUGAGGGAGUUAAAGGAUGCGGCAUACAGUGUGCAAACCCAAUCUUCACUCCACAGGAGCAUGAGGAUCUGCACCAGUUUGUUGCCACAAUUGGGGGGAUAUGUCUCGGCUGUGCUGCUCUGACAGUGCUGACGUAUUUGAUAGACUGGCGUGCAGCAAACAAAUAUCCCGUGCUAAUCAUCUUCUACAUCAAUGGGUGUUUCUUGAUAGCCAGCAUAGGCUUCAUGGUCCAAUUCCACCCUGGGGUACGUCAGGACCUGACUUGCCGUACAGAUGGCACUCUUCGACAAGCUGAGCCCAGUUCAGGUGGAAACCUAUCAUGUGUGGUUGUGUUUGUCUGCAUUUAUUACUUCAUGGUGGCAGGGGGAAUGUGGCUGAUUAUAUUGGCAUAUUCCUUGCACACUAGCUUCAAGUCUUAUGCAGCUGGUCUCUGUGGUGAAGAACUGGAGCGUCGUGCAGCAUACUUCCACCUCAUAGCCUGGUCUCUGCCUCUAGUCUUGACCAUCACCAUCAUGGCCCUGGCAGAGGUUGAGGCAGACUCCCUCGCAGGCAUCUGCUUCCUCUCCUCAGCCAUUCACAUUCGAAUAGGGUUCCUUCUGCUGCCUGUCAUUCUCAUCGUGAUCAUUGGAGGAUUCUUCUUGGGGAGAGGAAUGAUGAAGCUUAUAUAUCUGAAAAUGGAGUGCUGUACCAUUAUUAGUGACAAUGCCAACAGCAAGAUUGUGGAAACCAUCAUUAGACUAGCUAUUAUCACCAUUACACUUGUCACCUUCACUGCCAUCACUGUAUACUGCCACAUCUAUCAGUACAAGAAUCAGCACCUAUGGGAUGAUGCACUAAGAGAUUACAUCAUGUGUGUCUCCAACAUCACAGCAGAUGUUCAGGACAGCAGUAGAACCCCUUGUAAACUAGCUGAACGUCCUAGCAUCAAUCUGUACAAGCUCCACUUAUUAGCUCUCUUUGGGGCAGGGAUUAUCAUGUCUUCAUGGUGCUGGACACCCAACACCAUACAGGCAUGGAAACGUUUUUUCAGAAGAGUGGCAGGAGUACCGAGUGAAGAGCCUCUGCGCUUAGCAAAGCACAAGGUUAUAGCUCAAGCUUUUGCCAAACGCCAUGACUUAAAUAACAUGGGAAGGCUAUCCAUCAGUCUACACUCCAUGCAUGACGAUCCUAUAGGAUUGAACUUUGAAAUGAACAGCAUGACCUCGGGUGACCUUUCCUCUGCUUGGGCUCAUGCUAUUCCUCACCUCAUGACACGCCGAGGUGCACUGGUUGGCUCAACUGCUCUUGGUCUUCGCAGGAAUUCUGUUGAUUCGGAAUAUAGUGUCAGUCGAAGGUUCUCUCUUGAGUCAGGCUGCAACAAUCGCAGUUCUCGUCGACACUCACUAGACUCACAGAUGUCAUUCCACGUAUCUGAUGCUGAAAGGCUGGCAGCACUCCAUACUGCUGCCCGCUUUGGCCGCCGCAAGAGGCGGGACUGGUUCAGCCUGAAAAGGGGUCGUCGGAUGAAUGCGUGGGACAGGAGGGGAUCCAACACUUCAGAUGACAGCAACCUUGGUUCUAUGAUUUUGCCAGCUGUCACCAUGAACCAGGACACCCUCUUCACCAACAUGAUGAAGCGUCUGAAUCUGAGCUCAGAUGACCCAACCCGUUCCGAGAGAAUAGUUCCCUCUGCUCCUCCAGCCAAGUCUGUCAACCUGAAUGUGGUCCCUCUGCCAGGCCAGGCUCCCCUUGAGUCUGAGGAUGAUGUGGGAGCAGAGAACCAUGCCUAUGCUGACAAUGAUUCUAUUACACACACUGUACUCAACAAUGUUCUCAAGAGUGUUGAGCUGAAGAGGCAGGAGGAAAACUAUACAAGAGCAGCCACAGCACUUGAGGAGGGGCUGCUGAGCUCAGCCCAGGGGAGGGUCUGCAGCAGGAGGGGGUUCACGACAGAAAGUAGGGAGGCAAGAGGGGUCAGUAUUGGAGUCCAGGCAUCACUCAUUGGUAGUCCAGUUGUUAUAAUGGUAGACAAGGGAGUCCAAGUCUCUUCUCCCCUCCUUAGCCGGGGGAGUCAGGCAUCACAGACUCAUGACCGGGAACUAAGCCCAACCCAUGCCUACAAACUACAGGACUCUAGUAAGAAAACCAUAGGCGAAACAAGCUUCAUGAUCCAGAGGAAACUUCAAAACAAUGAGCGACCAGGAACUCCUGUCACCAAGCUGCCCAAGAAGCUGAAUGUCAGCAACGAUAAAUCUGCAACAAAUAAGAAUAUAAAUAGCAGUCAUGGGUCUCACAAACGCAGUGCGAGUGCCAGGUCAGGGAACAUAAGUGGCAAGAGCAGAAGAAGUAGAGGUGAGAGUGCUGAUGUCAUGACCGUUUUAGAUAUGGAUGAGGACAGUGAUUAAAAAGUAAUCCUAUUUAUAUUCUUUGAUAUUUCACAAUAUUUGUUACCCAUAGCGAUAUGGUAUAAUAUUGUGCAGACAAUAUGAGAAACAUUUUGACUCUUCAAAGAACUUCACAAAAAGAAGUGUGUAUGUGUGUGUGUGUGUGUGUGUGUACAUAUAUAUAUAUAUAUAUAUAUAUAUAUAUAUAUAUAUAUAUAUAUAUAUAUAUAUAUAUAUAUAUAUAUAUAUAUACAUAUACACAUAAACAUAUUACUUAACAUAAAUAUUAACUUGUCUAAGCUCUCACAAUAAUCUCACUCAGUGGAUUGGGGUAGUGAUUUUGUGCCAAAUAUGAAAAAAAGCACCAAGAGUCUGCUGGUUUUCAAUCACUUCCUGCAUAUGAAAGAGGGCUAUUGGAGAUCUAAGGGAAGCAACUCCAAUUUUCCAAUUUCUGUCAAAAAAUACUCAUCCUCAUACUUUUCACUCCACUUUUUCUUGAGAUACUCAUACCAUUCAUGUCAUCAUUGCCAGUCACACCCUUUUCAGCCUUUCCUUUCCUGCAUGUGGUUACUGGGUCCAGUUGAUUGCCACAGUCAAGAUACAAAUACCGGUUUAAUCCAUGGCUUUUAGCUUUCUUUUUUCACUUUGUAACUAAUAUUUAUUGUGAUUUAUAGUGAUCAGUUUUACUCUAUGAUGUUUGUUUCUAGCUGGUAUGUAAGAAUACAAGGAACUUGCAGGUAUUUGGAAUGGGGUGAAAGCAAUACACUUUGAUGAGCAUUUCAUUAUGUGAAAUCAAAAAAAAUUUCCUGUGAUUGUAUCAUGUAAUGAAGAUCAUAAAGCAAAGUGUUUCUCUAUCAUUUUAAGUGAAUUAUUACAUACGCAAUGCAAAGACUUUCAGCUGCUCUAGGUAAUGAUGAGCAAAAUCCAUUACAAUGUAUAAUUUUGGAUGACCUAUAUCCUAUGCUCUAGUUGUUUUAUGCAUUUAGUAUAUAUGGUAAUGAUAAUUAUUUUUGUAGCUGUGGAUUUUAUAUUUACUGUGGACUGAUUUUUUUUUCCAGAAAUUUUAUUUUACUGGUUUCUUGUAAAAUAAGAAAUGCUUGAAGAUGUUGUCCGUACAUGUUUAAUUUUUAUUAGCUAGCUUACUUGCAUUUAGAUAUACAUUGCAUUUCUUAUCUAGUAUAUCAAGUAAGGUUCAUUGUGAAGCUUUGUAUAAGUGUGUAAGAAUCAGUAUGCAUGUAGGCUAUGCUUGUGUAUAUGUAUUGUAAGUUUGAAUUUAAUAUGUAACAUGUGGAGAGAAGUGGUAUUUACAUGUAACAUGUAGAAGGAAAUGGUAUUUCUGAAUAAUACUGUAUUUAAAAUAGUAUUGUGAUACAUUGGUUAUGUGGUGUCAAGUAGGCACAUUUAUUAUUGAUGAAAGGUUACAAGUACAGUAUAAAGGUAUCUGUAAAACUCUGUAUGUGAUUAAAAAACAGGUACAUUUUGGUUGAAGAUUUUUUUAUUACAGCUGAAAAGAUAUAGAAAUGUUUCAUGUAUUUGUUUAUUAUACAGAUACAGUUUUUUAGUACAAUGUUUUUUAGAUUAAAAAAAAAAUGGAUCCCUUUAGUGCCAAAGCAAGUAAUAACUGUACUUUUUUUUACAAAAAAAAACUUGGGAUACCAUAAACAAAAAAAAAUUGUGUGUGCUUGUUUUCAUAGUAAACAGAUUACAUUGAAAUAUUUAGGCAUAUUGCAGAAAUUUGUGUAGCUACUCUGACAAUCAAGAAAAAACCCAUUGAGGUAUUGUGGAGACUAUAUUUAAUUAUGAGUAGGUUAUCAAUGACAAUCAAGAAAAAAAACAUUGUGGUAUUGUGGAGAUUAUAUUUAAUUAUGAGUAGGUUAUCAAUGAUUAAUGGUUAAUAGUUAAAACAAAUAAAUGUGCUAGACAUUAACACUAGGGUAAAGUAUAGUAGCGAAAAGGGUUAGGAAUGAGUUGAUGAUUAGGGACGAACAGUACUAGAGGGUAGUAUGGUAGUGAAAGGGUAAAGGGGAGGAGCUGAUGGGGUAAAGUAUAAGUUAAAUGUUAGAAGGAGUUAGAGUACUGCAGUUAGAUCAAAUGCAGGAUUUUCAUGAGGAGGAGAAUGAGUUGUCAAAGGAGAAAGUAGGGGAUUCCGAGAGGAUGUGGGUAGGGAUGUGAGAACUAGUGAGGAAAAGCAGAGGUACGGGUUUCUGUAGAGUGGGGUAGGUUAUCAGUUGUACUUAAUAAAUUAGGUAUUUAUUGUACUGCUAAUGGUAUCAUUGUUUUUAUGGCAGUACUCUAUUGGAAGCCUUAAAUGGUUAAUUGAGUGUAAAAUUGAGAUUAAUUGAAAUAAUCUUUCUUAGGUUAAAUAUUGAUACUCUAAAUUAAUUUGGUUUACUUUCAUUAGUUGUAAGGUGAUGUUAGUGGGUAUGUACCUGAGACACUGGUGAUUUUGUGAAUACUGUUGAAAAGUGGCCAAAAAGUAUCAUACUUUAUUUUUCAGUGAGAAACCAUUUGUAAUACAAGUUGAUGUACUCAUUUCAUUGUUAAUGUGGUAUGUAAUUUUUAUAUAUGUAAUCUCUUUUUGCCAAAAAUAUAUAUUUUACCAAUUGAAA